AUGACAGGCCCGCCGGACGCCGCUCUCGACUUUAUUCUUUCUCAGACAAAGCAGAAUGUUCAGUACCUGCUCGCUCGGAAGGCCAUGGGCGAGAAAGACGGGGAAGACAUCCUUUUCAAAUUGACCUGCUCUCAGUCAGCCCUCGCUAUGGCUCCGACAGACGAAGUUCAAAACAGGGGACCGUCAUUCCAAGGAGAAAGAAACAGUUUUUCGUCAGAAAAGAAAGAACGGGGAACAGAACAAGGAAGUAGACUCCGCCCCUCGGUACCCGCACCUCCAACGCCUUGUUUAUUCCGAGCCAAGGCCAUCUGGGGCUAUAACGAAGAUAACAAGGAACCCAACGACCUAUCCUUCCGUGAAGGUGACAUUGUAGAUAUCAUUUCAGAGACCAAUGCGGAUUGGUGGACAGGGAGAUACAAUGGGAAAACAGGGCUCUUUCCCUCAGCGUACGUCUCGCGUGUACCGAAUGGCCCUCCAGUCGUCCCCGGUAAUUCACCCGCUCACAUGGGGGGACCGAGAUAUCCACCUGGUAUACGACCCUAUCCCCCAGCCACACCGACCUACACAGCGCCACCAUACCCUCCUCCCGCCCAACCUCCUUAUAACCCACCCAAUAAUUCUCCCGCAUAUGUCAAUCCUGGACCACCUGCCCCACUUCCAAGUCAACAGCAGCUACCUCCAAUGCAGCCCAAUGAACCUAAGAAACAAAGCUUGGGUGGAACGUUUGGCAACACUCUCGCACAGGCAGCAGCGGGAGGAAUAGGGUUCGGUGCAGGAAAUGCGGUUGGGAGCGGAAUAAUACACGCCAUAUUCUGA
Molecule: messenger RNA, 816 nt
Organism: Coprinopsis cinerea okayama7#130
Lineage: Eukaryota; Fungi; Basidiomycota; Agaricomycetes; Agaricales; Psathyrellaceae
Exons: 4
Coding region: 1-816 (271 amino acids)
Biological process (GO): protein transport to vacuole involved in ubiquitin-dependent protein catabolic process via the multivesicular body sorting pathway
Cellular component (GO): ESCRT-0 complex
Molecular function (GO): protein binding
Source: RefSeq, a predicted model, not a curated record